AAUGAAUAGUUUUUAUUAUCUCUCUGUGAACAGCAGGCAAAUAAAACAUGUCUGACAAUGGGCGUUCACUUAUUUAACGGCCAUCGUUCAGAACAGUAGAAGCCUUUUGUGCUUGAAUCUGCCCGACAGACUACAGACUGUACGAGUCUGUUUGUGUGAGCGUGUGUAGGUGGCGCUAUGACAACAGAUCUUCCCCUAAACACAAGGUGAAGGACAUGCAUAUACCUGAUGGAGUCAAAGUGAGGCAGCCGUCAGUUAAUGUGCAUUUAGCACUUACCAAGUGAGACAAAUCCCUUCUUUUAACAUUAUAAACCUAUGGAAAACUUUAGGGUCAACACACCUGGCUUACUCUCAUAUUAUUUUUGUGUGCACUUAUUAAUCCGCCUAAAGGGCACCACACCUUUUUUUUUUUUUUUUUUUUUUAUAUUUCCAAGCAGUGAGGCGACAGAGCUCAGCAGCAUGUUUAAAUUUGAAGUGGAUGAGGUCUCUUGUUAGUGAUCUGGCACGCUCUCUGUGUCUGUGGGCGGGGAGACAAAGUGUCAGGUUUUGUUUGGUGCUUCUCAGAUUUACCACGUAAACACUUACACAGCUCACACACAAACAAGGCUGCGGUGAGAGCUGCAUGUUUGUGAGGUCGGGACCCACAUUAGUGCCUACAGCCUCAUUUGGAACAGGAUUUAUAACUCUGGAGAGAAGGAAGGUGGAGGGGAAGUUUACACAACCUUCUUUGAUUCAUCUCUGCCAGAGAACGCUGGGUAACUUUUUUUAUAUAAUUGUAUCAAAUUUGAUGAUUCAUCAAAACUCCUCCAACAUAAAAGAAAGAUCUGAUGUUGACUAUCCUGUUUUUGUGAUGCUCUUAUGUGUAGUGUAAAAAUGCUGCAUGGCUGCCUCCCUGGUGUUCAGACUUCAUGACAAGGGUCCCAAGCUGGUGAGGGAGGUGCUGCUCGAGCGGGGAUGGGAGGAAUACGACGAAGAAGAGAGAGAGGACGAGGACUGGAACCUGUACUGGAGGGGCUCUGCCUUUCGAAACGCAGAGUAUCACCACCUGUUGCCAUGGCAGCGACUCAACCACCAUCCCAAGACUGCUGGAAUCACACGCAAGGACUGCUUGGCCCGCAACCUGCGGAGGAUGAGAGCCACAUUUGGUUCGGCUCUUUACGACUUCAGUCCCGUCGCCUUCAUCCUCCCCAACGACUACACCCGCUUCCUGUCUGAAUACGACAAACUGCGCCCGACCCGAGGACCUCCGGCGUACUGGAUAUGUAAACCUGUAGAUCUCUCCAGGGGCCGGGGAAUCUUCCUCUUCGAGGACCUCAAAGACUUGGUCUACGACUGCUCGGUGAUCGUGCAAAGGUACAUCAGCGACCCCCUGUUGAUCUCCGGCUACAAGUUUGACCUGAGGAUCUACGUCUGUGUGAAGAGUUUCCACCCGCUGACGGUUUACAUCCACCAAGAAGGCCUGGUGCGGUUUGCCACAGAGAAGUACGACUUGGCAUCGCUGCGGAACUUUUACGCUCAUCUGACCAACACCAGCAUCAACAAGUUCGGCCCGUUCUACAGGACGGAGAAAGAACGAGUGGGCCGAGGGUGCAAGUGGACUAUGAGCAAGUUCAGGCAUUUUCUUCACAGCCAAGACGUCAACCAGAAUCUUUUAUGGCAGAGGAUCAACAACAUCGUGACCCUGUCCCUCCUCACGAUCGCUCCAUCUGUCCCUUCCUGUCCCAACUGCGUGGAGCUCUUCGGCUUUGACGUCCUCGUCGACGUUAGGUUUAAACCUUGGCUGUUGGAGGUCAACUACAGCCCGGCGUUGACUCUGGACUGCCCGGCUGAUAUCGCGGUGAAGAAAAGGCUGAUCGGCGAUCUCGUCGAUCUGAUGAACUACACGUUGGUCGACGGCUUGAGGGAGAAGGCGUAUCAGAGACGAGGGUGCGAGAAGUCUUGGUUCCACGCUAACCUGCCCGCAAAUUCUUCAAUACCCGUGUUCCCAAAGUUUAAGAAACCCAAAUUCCAAAAGCAAAGUAGUGGAACCCAGCCGUUGCAAACUCAGGCACUUCCUGUUCUUAAAACGAAUCACCGGUUUGAAAAAAGACAACACAAGCAGAGUUCUGUUGUAGCUUACACUCAAAGAUUUCUUCCCCCAGUUGACUUAAACAAGAGACAGGCAACCAGGGACAGGAUCACUACCAGAAACCAUAAGGACAAGACCCUGAACUGGAUACUCGGCCCACGUUCAAGGACAAAUGUGACGACGGUAAACAGACGGGCAUGCCCAGCUCUUGCUGCGAGGCUGACGGACAACAGAAGUCUCCUCAAGUCUGAGGUUACAAACUGUGACGACACUGAAACAGAAGCUGAGGCCGAUGAGCUCUCGGCAGAGGCAGACGUUUCCUCUUCGGUACUUGAUACCCCACAGAGGAGGCAUGGACUCAGAUGUCCUGCUGUGCCCUGGAAGCUCCCAGACAUCCACAGUGCGAGACACGAGGAGGAGAGGAUUCCUUUCGACGAGAACACGGCACACAACAGACAACAUGUUCCUCCACUCAGAGUCGGAGACUUCAUACGGACGUUUCCGUUUAACACAGCCACCCUGAGGGCCGCACAGCAGGAACUGGAUAUUAAAGUUAUCACGCGGGAGCUCCGAAAGCUGACGGGUCGGCUGGCAAAAGCAGACAAAAAGAGGAGGACGGAAAAAGAGGAGGAGAAGAAGGACGAAGACGAAGAAGAAGAAGAAGACUUUGAUUCACUGCUGUGGGGGCCAAAAGAUCCUCCUCUGAUUAGUCAGUGCUUGAAAAGACAAUAGGUAAUGUUACUAUUUUAUACAAUUUACUGGUUUGAUUUUGACCUUUUAAGACUGUGAGGUUGAAAUCAAGAUCUGGCACAGGAAGCAUAUCGACUUGCAGAGCGUGGACGUGUAAUGACACCAUCUUUUGUCCGUCAUCAUGAAUUAUUGUCGGGGUGCUUAAAGACCACUUAACAGUGUUUUAUAAACCUGCAUGAUGUGACACUAACAUGAUUUAAAGCACGGACACAAAGGUGAACUCUAGAUCUUCAGAACGAUAGAAACACGGGUUAAGAUAACAGAAAUUAGAUUUUUUAAAGAUGUGCAGCGUAUUUUACUGUUUCUUAUCUAUUUAAGGUAUUUUACAGGGUAUCUGUCUCACCAUGACAAAAUAUUUAAUUAUUAUUAACAAACCAAAUAUAUCAGUCUAAAGGCCUCGCACACUGAAUCUUUUUUUUUCCGAUGCAGUUUUUCGACCGUUUAUUUUUCUAUUAAUAUCAAAAAUUUGCAGUAUGAGACAAAACGUCUGUGAAGAUGAUUUAGUGCUU
Molecule: messenger RNA, 3327 nt
Organism: Labrus mixtus (cuckoo wrasse)
Lineage: Eukaryota; Metazoa; Chordata; Actinopteri; Labriformes; Labridae
Gene: ttll2
Product: tubulin tyrosine ligase-like family, member 2
Exons: 3
Coding region: 881-2800 (639 amino acids)
Biological process (GO): protein polyglutamylation; microtubule cytoskeleton organization
Cellular component (GO): cilium
Molecular function (GO): tubulin binding; tubulin-glutamic acid ligase activity
Source: RefSeq, a predicted model, not a curated record